This is a messenger RNA of Lotus japonicus, 1065 nucleotides long. RefSeq lists its product as uncharacterized. The coding region runs from base 1 to 1065 and encodes 354 amino acids. The transcript is spliced from 4 exons. The record is from RefSeq and is a predicted model, not a curated record. Lineage: Eukaryota; Viridiplantae; Streptophyta; Magnoliopsida; Fabales; Fabaceae.
AUGUAUAAAGUGGUGUCAAAGUUGCUUGCAAACAGGCUAAAGAAGGUUCUGGAUAAUCUAAUUAGUGAACAGCAGUUUGCGUUCCUAGGCGGGAGACAGAUGUUGGAUAGUGUGGUGGUAGUAAAUGAAGCUAUCAAUGCUGCGAAACGUUCCAAAAAGCCAACGGUGAUCUUUAAGGUUGAUGAUUAUGAGAAGGGGCUGAAUUUAGAAUGGAGAAGGGUCUUAGCACCAUUCUUAUUCUUGAUUGUGGCGGAGGGACUUAAUAGACUAUUUUUUCAAGCUGUCAAUAGUGGUAAAUUUACUGGCUUCAAGUUUGGGACCGAAAGUGCUCUGGAAAUCCCGCUACUUCAGUUUGCAGAUGAUACAGUGUUCCUUGGUGAGGCGACUAUGCGUAAUAUUGCUACCAUCAAAUGUGUGUUGCGGUGCUUUGAACUGGCAUCAGGUUUGAAAGUAAAUUUUCACAAGAGUAAAUUGGCAAGUGUAGCUGUGGAAGCGGGUGUCCUAUCCAGGUUUGCAACUGUGCUCAACUAUAAAUUGAUGUCAAUUCCUUUUAUUUAUUUGGGCAUUCCGAUGGGUGGGAAACCAAGAGGAGCGCAACUUUGGGACUCUGUCAUUAAUAAGUUCAGGAGCAAACUAUCUAAAUGGAAACAGCGGAUGGUUUCCUUUGGAGGAAGAGUUUGCCUCAUCCAGAGUGUACUUUCUGCCUUAUCACUAUUCUUUUUGUCGUUCUUUAAAUUGCUGGUUCAUGAUAUGGAAGACCCGGUUUGUGAUUUUGCUUCUAUCUGGGCAACUCCAGCGCCUUCAAGUGCAAGAGCUUUUGUUUGGCGCUUGAUGUUGGAUCGGAUCCAAACUAGGGACAAUUUAAGAAGACGGCGUGUGCUCUCCAACCCGGAAGAAUUGCUAUGUCCAUUCUGCCUUUCUGUGGAGGAGAGUAGUGCUCACUUACUCUUCUCUUGUGCAUUCUCAAUGGAGCCACAAAACACAGAAAAGAUGGAGAGUAAACAGUCAUUCUGGUCCUUGAAUGUGUUCACUUAUGAUGAAGUGGUCCUCAACUGUUGGAAAUGA